Messenger RNA from Xenopus laevis (African clawed frog), 2031 nucleotides. RefSeq names its product meiosis-specific kinetochore protein. Bases 216 to 1598 code for a protein of 460 amino acids. Lineage: Eukaryota; Metazoa; Chordata; Amphibia; Anura; Pipidae. The record is from RefSeq and is a predicted model, not a curated record. The transcript has 14 exons.
CUCUGCCUACAGAGAGUACAGUGAAAUAUCUCGCUGCACCCCAGCAAGGAGCACGCACUGAUGGUACCACACUCUGAAACGUCACGCUAAUUCCCUGCCCCGCCCACGAUUUACCUGUAUCCCUCUGGCUCCGCCUUUCUCCCCGCCCACUACAUUGGGACAGUUUGCUUGUGUGAGGUAAAUUCACAGAAGUGCUGCUGCGGUUGUUUGGAGUCAUGUUCGGAGUACGGCUGAGGGGAUGGAAGCGGAUCGGACGUUCUUCUCCAGAUCCCCGGGCUGGCACACAAACUGCCUCUGGUGAAGGGUGUAAAGAUGGACAUUGGAAAGCGACACAGAAGCAGCGGCGGGUACAAAAAAGAAAACAAUUUUCAAAAUUUAAAACCUUGGGAAAGAUUAAAGAGAACAUAGAGGCGAGUAAACACGCACAUGCUCUGAGUGGAAGUACAAGUGAAAUUGUGGAGAAUGUGCAUAUGAAACAUGAAAAGGGCAGAGAGAAAAUACACAGUGAAAGCUCUCCUUUUAGUCAAGAAAUCCAGCAAGAGACUUAUGAUACCACUGCUAGUAUGAAAAACAGUGAGACCGUUUCAGGAAUCAGUUUGCCAACUGGUAUUUCACACUUGCUACAAGACUACCAACUGACUUCAGUAGAGUCUGAAACCUCGAUUUUAUCAACCUCUGUGAGCAGCUGCCUGUCUCCUGAAAUACCACGUGGUGCUGAUAGUUUUGAUGAGUCAGACUGGAAAAGCAUUUUUCAUCAGGAGAACUUAUUCCAUAAAAAUUCUACUCUCUUGGAGACCAGCCAAGCUGUGAAUAUAGAUUUGCUUGCAGAACCAGCCGAUGUUUCUAAUAUUUUCGAGCCUUUUGACAAAGUACAUCUGCACGGGAUUAAAAGUGACAAGAAAUUAAAAAAUUACAGCACUUUUGAAAAGCAACAUGUAUCAACUGUUGUAUCAGGGAAAAAGGUAUUUAAAAUUACAAGAGAGAAAGAAAAAACACCAAAAAGUGAUGGUGGUUCAGAACCCAAAUGUCACACAAGACCUGAAAAAAAGAUUCAAAUAAGAUCCUGUACAACAGAUAAAAACAUUAAAUGCAAGAAAAGAGUGAGUUUCAGUACAUUCCUGACAACUGAAAUACCAUCAAAUGAACACAUUGAUCAGUGUGUUGGAAAAAAUAUUGAUACUUCUGCGAAGACAGACUUGCUGGAACAACAAAAGUUGUCUCUCAGUCUCACUCAAAAGCAAACUGAAAAUACUCUUCCUGCUUCACUUAAGCAAGGUUUGGUACUGACAAGUACUCCCUUUGCAUGUCCAGAAGAUAUAAAGCUGGAUCUGUCUCCAGUUUGUGUCACCUCUAUGGAAGAAGAAUUGAUUCCAAAUGCAAGUGGUCCUUUUGUACAUUCCAGCCAAAUUGCUGCUUCCUCCUCGCUGAGUACUCUAAAAGAAUCUGAGAAACAGGAAUUACAUGAAACGAAACAGAUAUGCUGCAUUAUAAAGGCCCCGGUGUGUCGUUGUACUUCUAAAAUACUAGGUAUUCCAGUUGCCAAACAGAGCCUACCAACAAAACACAAAAUACCCAAAGAUAUUAUUCUAACUUUCUAAGGUUCUAGCUGAAGCAUCCUCGGGCCCCAUGUUGAAACCUCAUCAAAACUUCCAACAAGGACUGUUGGAAAUCACAAUAAUAUUUACUCAUCUCCAUUCAUGAUUUUCAUUAUUUGAAGACAGAAGAGAUGUCCUUGAAAGCAUGGUUAUUAAUCUUCAGUUUAUAAUUAAAUUGUUUGUUUUGCAAUGUGUUUAUUUGGUACAGAAAUUUAUUUAGGUUAGAAAUCUUUACACAAAUAUUAUUACAAAAAAAAAAAAGAAUGUUGGUGACAAAUGUAAAUGUUAGGCACAUUGGGUUUCUUGCAAGUACAGCAUACAUAUAAUAUAUACACUGUGAUAUUUAUUGCAAUAUUUAAUUUUUAUGUAUAUCCUGUGAAUAUGUGUAUUUCUGUAAGAAAUGCAAUAAAACAAUUUCAAACACUUUAGUAUCCAU